This is a messenger RNA of Didymella exigua CBS 183.55, 955 nucleotides long. RefSeq lists its product as uncharacterized. The coding region runs from base 140 to 817 and encodes 225 amino acids. The transcript has 2 exons. NCBI's taxonomy places the organism in Eukaryota, Fungi, Ascomycota, Dothideomycetes, Pleosporales, Didymellaceae. The record is from RefSeq and is a predicted model, not a curated record. Gene Ontology annotation, molecular function: acyltransferase activity, transferring groups other than amino-acyl groups.
UGAGCCUUCAGCCCACCACCAAGCCCUGUUUUAUUCAUCAAGUCAUACCUCGAUUCAUUCCACCUCGAUUCAUUCCACCUCGAUUCAUUCCACCUCGAUUCAUUCCACCUCGAUUCAUUCCAAUAUCCCCGCCACCACCAUGCCGGCAAUGCUCGACGAUCCAACUUCUCCGCCAAUCCUCCACAAGGUCGACAGAAGAGCACAAGAAUUCACACCGCAGCACGUGUCUUUGAAGAAUGGCUCAUCUGCAACUAUCCUCCCCUUCACUUCUUUGGACCAAGUUCCCCAAUCGUUGGUGGCUUUCCUGCAUACACAGCUCUCAGCCGAGAUCGAGGCCGGCGACACAUACCCGAUGCUUGAAGCACUGCCUUUGGAGGCAUUCGGUCCUUACUGGUUCGGCGUGUUUGGCGCAGUCGUGCUCCAGGGUGACUUCAAGAGCUCGGAAGACGUUAGAAACCUGGACGUAGACUGGAGUAAAAUAUGUUUGGGUAGUUUUUACACCAAGCCAAAUUACCCGGGGCGAAGUAGCCAUGUCUGCAACGCCGGGUUCCUGGUGACUAGCGCGGCAAGAAACAAGGGUGUUGGGAAGUUACUGGGCAGACAGUACCUGAAGUGGGCACCGCAGCUCGGGUUCACCUACUCAGUCUUCAACCUGGUUUACGAAACAAAUGUGGCCUCUACGAAGAUUUGGGACUCUUUAGGCUUCGAGAGGAUCGGGCGAGUCAAGAAGUGUGGAGUGCUGAAGAGCUAUCCUGGUAGGAAGAUCGACGCAAUUGUGUACGGAUACGACUUUGAAGAGCUUGCUUCAAGCGGUUGAACCUUCGACUACGUAAAUAACGUAGCUAGACGUUGUUUCUACCCACUCUCAAUUGGAAGCCUCAAACAAGCAUCCUCAGUCUCGUCACUUGAUCAGGUCGAUGAACACUUUUCUUACACCCAGAAAGAGGUCUGCCCG